AUGCCUUCGACAGCUACGCGAAGGGAGCGAAGUGACGGGCGCAACCGACCAACCGGCGCUGCGGUUACAAGCAAACGAGCACGCCAUGAAGUUCCGGGUGCGAACAGCGACUCUGUUCUUUCGGGGUCUGUGCUCCACAACAAGGCGGACGCACAGCUCUUACCAUGGCUGUUUGAGUGCCAUCGCGUACUUCGGGCGGCAAACCCGCCCUUUUCCGUCAGCGCGGCCUUCAUCAAAGAACUUCUCAAUCCCCGUUACUUGAAAAGCAGCCUUAGCGGCGUGCAGCAAAUGACCGGGUGCCUGUUGUCCGACCUGGUGCGGCUGGGCAACAAACAUGAAUUCCCAGAGACGUCUGUCACGCUACCGUUUGAUGCGCGUUAUGCCGAUGAUGUCUUAGCGUGUCUGACUUUUCCCUUUGGACAGGUAGCCAGAGGCGAGGCAUGUCUGAAGACAUGCGAGCAUUUCAUUGAACGUGCAGGUAUUUCGCACAUUUUUGCGUACGUUAUUCCCCAUUGUCGCCGGGCGGUGCACGAGCGUCUAACAUGCAUGUUUCAGAGCAUUUCACAGGCUGCUGGAUCGUGUACAGGAAGCGAGGCGCUAACAAAGAGUGAUAACGCGAUUACUCCAAUAACUGCUGCGGAAAUGGGGAGGGUUCUCGCUGACAUUCUCAGCGCAACCAAGUCCAUUACCCCCGAUGAGCUUGCCCCAUUGCUAGCGGAGAUUACGGCCGCUUCACCUACCUUGCUGCGCCGUAUGGAGUCAAACCGGCUAGCUGGAAAUACGGCUGGUGGUAAACCAGUUGCGAACGCAACACGGAAAAAGGCCCGGGCGCCCGGUGCCAUUAUCGCUGCUCGUGUUUUUUUGGAACAGUUGGAUGUGAUUCACCCGGCCAUUGCUAGCUACAUGGUGGAGUUGGUCGAACAGGGCGUGGGCGAGGUGGCUGCGGCCGAAGUUACGGGCGACGAGCUGGAGAAAAAGCGUCGUGGGCUGCGCGGGGUUGGACGGGCGAUGGAGUGCUUCGUGGCGUUGAUGGAACUGCACGUGGAUCUUGUCGGGCAACUUGUCCCGGCACUUCUCCCGUAUCUGGAGCACGAAAUUGCGGACAUCCGCUUGUUGUUUCUGCGUGGGUUUUUCAUGGCUUUUGGCGCUCAUGAGACCGCCACUUCGACGUACCGUUCCGCCUUUGCCGCACUCCUUGCACGCUUCAAUGACCCCAAGCACGCGCUGCGUAUAGAAAUGCUGCAGCUGGCGGCAAGUGCUAUUGGAGUCUCCACCCAAGUCUCGGCAAGCUUUACGGAAGAGCGCGUUCGCGACUUGCUUCCUUUGGUGGAACUUCACCUUGUGGAUCCGCACGCGCUGGUGCGUCGCGCGGCAGUACUUGCGUACGGUGACAUCGUCACUGCCGCUCCGUCGCUCGUGACGUCCGAGCGAAUGGAAAAGACGCUCGGGCAGCGCGUCGCCGACAAGAACCUCAAGGUUCGACAAGCUGCGGUGGAGCGACUUAGUGACAUCUACCGCACACUGCUCUACCCGUGGAUUCCGAAUGUGAUGAUGCAGUGCCUGAACGCCGAGGGGGGCGUGUUGCUGUUGGAGGCAAGCUUUGAAUCCAUGCUGCCACCCGCGUCAAGGGUGGUCACCGGUGAUGCGUUGCUCACUGCGUUUGCUUCAUCAACCUCCACCGGUCGGCGCUCGGCACGGGCAAGUAUGGCGUUGUUUGACUUUGAGAAGGAGAGUGCCACGCAGGAGCGCUCCUUUGCUGAUGGCUUGGCAAAAAUGUGUUCCCACUUAAAUCCCAAGAGUUUUAAUAAGCUGCUCACUUUUGCCGCGAAGAAGGCGCAGCUACGGCUCGCGAUCCUGCGUCUCUUUCAACUGCGUGCCGAGGUGCGGAGUAAAGAUCUGAAGUCGACAGAGGGCCAGGAGAUGAUCAACAAUAUCCAUCGUCUUCUUAACUUUGUGCAGACCAUGACACAUGCGGAGAAAGGGGAGUGGGAUGCCCUGUUUCGCUCUAAGGAUGACAAUGUUUCCAAGGCGUUCUUGAGCUGCUGUGCGGAUAGGCACCUCCACUACGCGAAGGAGCGGGAGUUGCUUGUCAAGGCACUGAAAGGUCGGGUUGAGGGGCAUGUGCUCAAGUUUGUGCAGGAAAGUUUAUCGAGGCAGAUGAUGCUUCCAGUUGAGCUGGAACAUGUUAAUGAGUUGAUUGCACGUCUACGUGAGACUCUGCGUGGUGUCUGCGGCGAUGGAGCUGAAACAGUGGAAACAGAGGUGAAGCACGAGGUGGAGGGUCUGCUCCGUGCACUCAUCAUCCUUGAGCGCACCGCUCCGUCGUUUAUGCCACACUGCGCCGUGCCUCUUGUGGAUUUUGUAGAACUUGUGUGUCAAAGCAGCAACGCGAAGAUUCCGACAUCGUGGGUGAUUCUUCUUUUGAAUUGUGUUACCGAGUGGGCCAGGUACGCAAGCGGGGCUGCGGUGGACGAGCAUGGGUACGACAAGGACACGGCAUCCGCCGAUAUUAUAAAUACACGCAAAAAGGCUCUUUUUACGUCGUUGGCCCGGUUAUGUUCUUGCAGCCACGAGCCACUCUUGCAGGACGCCACACCCGAGAUGGUGGGGGCCAUGUGCAAGCAUGCCGCCCGUUGCUUCAUCGCUCUCAUCAGUGUCAACGGUUUGCAGGAGUCAAAAGCGCUCAGUCAGUUGGUGCAUUCUCUCCUUGCUCGCAUCCGUAACUCGGCGACUCCCACACUUCCCAGUGCCGUUGGGUGGCUGAAGGCAUUGACAGCCUUCGCGAAGGAUUGCGCGGUGGCACCGCUUUUGCAGGAUGAAUCGUUGAUGCGCACUCUCACCGAACUUCUGCUUGCCGCUGUUCGUGACAGAACUACGGCUGAGGAUUCAGCCAAGGUCAACGCGAAACGAGCCGAUGUGUUUCCCACGUCACUUGCCGCUGCGGUUGUAGAUGCCACAACAAAAUGUAUGUCAGCAAUCGCGUUGAGCUACGCCGCAGAUCGUGUUGUAGGUGCUGUGGUUUCGACGCUUAAUGCCCUACUCGCUGCCUACAAGACAGCGGGCGAGUGGGAGCCAAACACAGUUGGUGCGUGUCGCCGUCGUAUUUCUAUUAACCAGCAACUAGCGAAACUUGUAAUUAGGCCAUCGUCUGACAUCGCUAAGGAGCUUGCCGUGGCAGUGAUUCUCUCCGCCGAGGAUGAGGUUGUUGUGCGGCGUUCACUGCAGAAGAAGAUUACUUUCCAUAUCAUGGAGAACCAAUGCGAUAUGCGCUACGUGGCUUUUCUAAUUCUUACCGUUGUUAGUGAGGAGACGAAAAGUGGGUAUCAAUACCUCCGUGCCCUUCUACAGCAGGUUGGUGACCACCUUCGUACGAAGCAGAGAAGCUCCGGUGCGACGUUGUCGUCACCUGAGGCCCUUACUUGCUUCCUCGAAUACACCAUUCCUUUUUUGGUCUUCUUUAUGGCUCAUCACACCUUCUACAGCACUGAGCAGGAGAACCACUUUGUUGCGUACCAGCGUGUCUGGCAUCUGCUGUUUGAUGAGCUUUUCCGCCACGGAACGCAGUGUGCGAGCUUUCUGGUGGAACUCUUUACCCGCAUCAAGCAGUCAGAUGAGGUGGUUGACAGAGACAGCCACGCGGCACGGCUGCUGUGCGACCUGGGUAGCCGGGUGAUGCAGGAGUGCCUGGGACAGCGGCAGAUCAGUGCAGAUGCACUCAAACGAUACCCUGGACGCGUUCUUCUGCCAAAUUUUUUUCGUGUCUUCCAAGUCUGCCGCGGAGGCACUCGGUACCAUCUUUCUGGACGCAAAUGUCCACAUUUUCACGCACGUUCCAUUCCGUGCGCCAACGGCUGCUGCUGCUGCUGCUUCAGGUGGUGGCAUAGCAGGCGAGAAGGCAGCUUCCUUAGUUCUUGUCGCGAAAUCAGAGGACGCUGA
Molecule: messenger RNA, 3936 nt
Organism: Trypanosoma rangeli
Lineage: Eukaryota; Euglenozoa; Kinetoplastea; Trypanosomatida; Trypanosomatidae
Exons: 1
Coding region: 1-3936 (1311 amino acids)
Biological process (GO): mitotic sister chromatid cohesion; DNA repair
Cellular component (GO): chromatin; nucleus
Source: RefSeq, a predicted model, not a curated record